This is a messenger RNA of Sugiyamaella lignohabitans, 1176 nucleotides long. Its product is annotated as putative cystathionine beta-lyase. Gene Ontology annotation, biological process: transsulfuration. Gene Ontology annotation, cellular component: cytoplasm. Lineage: Eukaryota; Fungi; Ascomycota; Dipodascomycetes; Dipodascales; Trichomonascaceae. The transcript has a single exon. The record is from RefSeq and is a predicted model, not a curated record. Gene Ontology annotation, molecular function: carbon-sulfur lyase activity; pyridoxal phosphate binding. Bases 1 to 1176 code for a protein of 391 amino acids.
AUGUCUGAAUUGUACUCAUUGGAAGAUCAUCUGGCUAAAACUAGCCUUCACGAAGAGUUUGGCGUUAGCACAAUUGGUAUUCAUGGCGACGACGAGCUUGCUCUGACUACUGAUGUGGCUCCACCUAUUCAUGUUUCAACUACCUAUCGGUACAAUAGCGACCCUUCAAAGCUCCAAACUGCUAGAGAAGUGUCUACUGCUUAUGACAGACAGGACCAUAUCUACUCACGUAUUUCUCAUAGAAGUGUUUUAAGAGCAGAGAAGAUUCUUGGCGAGAUUCUUGACGGUCAUGCUGUUCUAUUCUCCUCAGGACUUUCUGCCUUCCAUGCCAUGCUUUUGCAUUAUAAUCCUAAGAAUGUCUUUAUUGGAGACGGUUAUCAUGGAUGCCAUUCUUUAUUGAAAAUUUACCAGAGAAACUUUGGAACCAAGGUUCACCACAAUUUGGAUACUGAUCCUGAGCUUCUUCAGAAAGGUGAUAUUAUCCAUCUUGAAUCACCAGUCAACCCAACUGGACUGGCUUUUGAUAUUGAGCAUUAUGCUAAGAUUGCCCAUUCCAGAGGUGCAUUUCUAGUUUUAGAUGCCACUUUUGCUCCGCCUCCUUUGCAAGAUCCCUGGAGCUUGGGUGUUGAUAUGGUCAUGCAUUCUGGUACUAAGUACUUUGGCGGUCACUCUGAUCUGUUGUCUGGAAUUCUUGUUUCCAAAGAUGAGAAGGUUGCUAGUGCAUUGAUGUCUGACAGAGACUUUACUGGUGCCAGUCCUGGUUCUUUAGAAUCUUGGUUAUUACUUCGUUCGCUGCGAACUUAUCACUACCGCAUUAGACUUCAAUAUGAGAGUGCUAACAAGAUUGUCAAAUACUUGGCUGACAACAUCAGUAAACUUCCAAAGCUUGAAAAGAUCUAUCAUUCUUCUUUACAAACUGAAGACUUUGUUAAGAAGCAACUGCCAUUAGGCGGUCCUCCUGUGUUCUCUAUUGAACUGAAAGACAGAGAAACCGCUCGCUACUUCCCGUCCAAGCUAAAAUUGUUCCAUCAUGCUACCUCGCUAGGUGGUGCCGAGAGUCUCAUCGAGUGGAGAUGUAUGACCGACAUGAGCGUCAGUGAAAGUCUCCUGCGUGUCUCUAUCGGUCUUGAGGAUACCAAUGACCUCAUUGGAGACCUUGUUCGUGCUCUUCAGUAA